GGCCAGUGGCCGCGGCGCCCCCGGAAGGGGUUGCCGAGUGGGGCAUUCACUUCCGGUCUGGGGCCUGCGGCGGCGGUGGUGUCGGCGGCGGCGGCGGCGGCGGCGGCGGCGGCAGCGGGUCGGUGUAGAAAAUGGCGCUGGUGCAGCGGCUCGGGCCUCUCCCCGCGGUGCUGCGGAGGGCUUGAGGCUCGCGAGCCUCCUUCGCCGCGCCCCACUUGUUCGUGCACUUUACACACAUGAGAGAAUUGGAAGCUAAAGCUACCAAAGACGUAGAAAGAAAUCUUAGCAGGGAUUUAGUGCAAGAAGAAGAACAGUUGAUGGAAGAAAAGAAAAAGAAAAAAGACGACAAGAAAAAGAAGGAAGCUGCUCAAAAGAAGGCCACUGAACAAAAAAUCAAAGUGCCAGAACAGAUAAAGCCCAGUGUAAGCCAGCCUCAGCCUGCCAACUCUAAUAACGGCACUUCCACAGCAACCAGCACUAAUAAUAAUGCCAAGCGAGCUACAGCCAACAAUCAGCAGCCACAGCAGCAGCCACAGCCGCAGCCACCGCAGCAGCAGCAACAACAGCAGCAGCCGCAGCAGCAGCCGCAGCAGCAGCCGCCACAGCCGCAGCCACAGCAGCAGCCACAGCAGCAGCCACAGGCCUUGCCUCGGUAUCCUCGUGAAGUACCUCCACGAUUUCGCCACCAGGAACACAAACAGCUUCUAAAGAGGGGUCAGCAUUUUCCUGUUAUAGCAGCAAACCUUGGAUCUGCUGUUAAAGUGUUAAACAGCCAGUCAGAAAGCAGUGCUUUAACAAAUCAACAGCCACAAAAUAACGGAGAGGUGCAGAACAGCAAAAACCAGUCAGAUAUAAACCACAGUACUUCAGGAUCCCAUUAUGAAAAUCCCCAGCGGGGACCUGUGUCUUCUACAAGUGAUUCUAGCACAAACUGUAAGAAUGCUGUUGUAAGUGACUUGUCGGAAAAAGAAGCAUGGCCCUCAGUCCCUGGCAGUGAUCCGGAGUUGGCUUCAGAAUGUAUGGAUGCUGAUUCUGCCUCCAGUUCUGAAUCAGAAAAAAACAUCACUAUCAUGGCUUCAGGGAACACAGGUGGUGAAAAAGAUGGCCUUCGGAAUAGCACUGGACUUGGUUCCCAAAACAAGUUUGUAGUUGGUAGCAGCAGCAAUAAUGUGGGCCACGGAAGCAGUACUGGGCCAUGGGGUUUUUCCCAUGGAGCCAUAAUAAGCACAUGUCAGGUCUCUGUGGAUGCUCCUGAAAGCAAAUCUGAAAGUAGCAACAAUAGAAUGAAUGCUUGGGGCACUGUAAGUUCUUCAUCAAAUGGAGGGUUAAAUCCAAGCACUUUGAAUUCAGCUAGCAACCAUGGUGCCUGGCCAGUAUUAGAGAACAAUGGACUUGCCCUAAAAGGGCCUGUAGGGUGUGGUAGUUCUGGCAUUAAUAUUCAGUGCAGUACUAUAGGCCAGAUGCCUAACAAUCAGAGUAUUAACUCUAAAGUGAGUGGUGGUUCUACCCAUGGUACCUGGGGAAGCCUUCAGGAAACUUGUGAAUCUGAAGUAAGUGGUACACAGAAGGUUUCAUUCAGUGGUCAACCUCAAAAUAUUACCACUGAAAUGACUGGACCAAAUAACACUACUAACUUUAUGACCUCUAGUUUACCAAACUCCGGUUCAGUGCAGAAUAAUGAGCUGCCUAGUAGUAAUACAGGGGCCUGGCGUGUGAGCACAAUGAAUCAUCCUCAGAUGCAGGCUCCAUCAGGUAUGAAUGGCACUUCCCUUUCUCACCUUAGCAAUGGAGAGUCAAAAAGUGGAGGCUCUUAUGGUACUACAUGGGGUGCCUAUGGUUCUAAUUACUCUGGAGACAAAUGUUCAGGCCCUAAUGGCCAAGCUAAUGGUGACACUGUGAAUGCAACUCUAAUGCAGCCUGGCGUAAAUGGUCCUAUGGGCACUAACUUUCAAGUUAACACAAACAAAGGAGGUGGUGUGUGGGAAUCUGGUGCAGCAAACUCCCAGAGUACAUCAUGGGGAAGUGGAAAUGGCGCAAAUUCUGGAGGAAGUCGAAGAGGAUGGGGAACCCCUGCACAAAACACUGGCACUAAUUUACCCAGCGUUGAGUGGAACAAACUGCCUAGCAAUCAGCAUUCCAAUGACAGUGCAAAUGGCAAUGGUAAGACGUUUACAAAUGGAUGGAAAUCUACUGAGGAAGAGGAUCAGGGUUCUGCCACAUCUCAGACAAAUGAGCAAAGCAGUGUGUGGGCCAAAACAGGAGGUACAGUAGAGAGCGAUGGUAGUACAGAAAGCACUGGACGCCUUGAGGAAAAAGGAACUGGGGAAAGUCAGAGUAGAGACAGAAGAAAAGUUGAUCAGCACACGUUACUCCAAAGCAUUGUAAACAGAACUGACUUAGAUCCACGUGUCCUGUCCAACUCUGGUUGGGGACAGACUCCUAUUAAGCAGAAUACUGCCUGGGAUACAGAAACAUCACCUAGAGGGGAACGAAAGACUGACAAUGGGACAGAGGCCUGGGGAAGCUCUGCAACACAGACUUUUAACUCAGGGGCAUGUAUAGAUAAGACUAGCCCUAAUAGUAAUGAUACCUCAUCUGUAUCAGGGUGGGGCGAUCCCAAACCUGCUCUGAGGUGGGGAGAUUCCAAAGGCUCAAACUGCCAGGGAGGGUGGGAAGAUGAUUCUGCUGCUACAGGAAUGGUCAAGAGCAAUCAGUGGGGGAAUUGCAAAGAGGAGAAGGCUGCAUGGAAUGACUCGCAAAAGAACAAACAGGGAUGGGGUGAUGGACAAAAAUCAAGCCAAGGGUGGUCUGUUUCUGCCAGUGAUAACUGGGGAGAAACUUCAAGGAGUAACCAUUGGGGUGAGGCCAAUAAGAAAUCCAGCUCAGGAGGUAGUGAUAGUGACAGGUCCGUUUCCGGUUGGAACGAACUUGGUAAAACUAGUUCUUUUACUUGGGGAAACAACAUAAAUCCAAAUAAUUCAUCAGGAUGGGAUGAAUCUUCUAAACCUACUCCUUCCCAGGGAUGGGGAGACCCUCCAAAGUCUAAUCAGUCUCUAGGUUGGGGAGAUUCGUCAAAGCCGGUCAGUUCUCCAGACUGGAACAAGCAACAAGACAUUGUUGGAUCUUGGGGAAUCCCACCAGCUACAGGCAAACCUCCUGGUACAGGCUGGCUGGGGGGACCUAUACCAGCCCCAGCAAAAGAAGAAGAACCCACAGGCUGGGAGGAACCAUCCCCAGAAUCUAUACGUCGCAAAAUGGAGAUUGAUGAUGGAACUUCAGCUUGGGGAGAUCCAAGCAAAUACAACUACAAAAAUGUGAACAUGUGGAACAAAAACGUCCCAAAUGGCAACAGCCGUUCAGACCAGCAAGCACAGGUACAUCAGCUGCUAACGCCUGCAAGUGCCAUCUCAAACAAAGAGGCAAGCAGUGGCUCUGGCUGGGGUGAGCCCUGGGGGGAGCCUUCUACUCCAGCCACAACUGUGGAUAAUGGUACUUCAGCAUGGGGUAAGCCCAUAGACAGUGGUCCCAGCUGGGGGGAACCCAUUGCUGCGGCAUCCAGCACAUCCACGUGGGGCUCCAGCUCUGUUGGUCCACAAGCAUUAAGCAAAUCUGGGCCAAAAUCUAUGCAAGAUGGCUGGUGUGGUGAUGAUAUGCCAUUGCCUGGAAAUCGCCCCACUGGCUGGGAAGAGGAAGAGGAUGUAGAGAUUGGAAUGUGGAAUAGUAAUUCAUCUCAAGAGCUUAACUCAUCUUUAAAUUGGCCACCAUAUACAAAGAAAAUGUCAUCGAAGGGUCUGAGUGGCAAAAAAAGGAGAAGGGAAAGGGGAAUGAUGAAAGGUGGAAACAAACAAGAAGAAGCGUGGAUAAAUCCAUUUGUUAAACAGUUUUCAAAUAUCAGUUUUUCGAGAGACUCACCAGAGGAAAAUGUACAAAGCAAUAAGAUGGACCUUUCUGGAGGAAUGUUACAAGACAAACGAAUGGAGAUAGAUAAACAUAGCCUAAAUAUUGGUGAUUACAAUCGAACGGUCGGGAAAGGCCCUGGUUCUCGGCCUCAGAUUUCCAAAGAGUCUUCCAUGGAGCGCAAUCCUUAUUUUGAUAAGGAUGGCAUUGUAGCAGAUGAAUCCCAAAACAUGCAGUUUAUGUCCAGUCAAAGCAUGAAGCUUCCCCCUUCAAAUAGUGCACUACCUAACCAGGCCCUUGGCUCCAUAGCAGGGCUGGGUAUGCAAAACUUGAAUUCUGUUAGACAGAAUGGCAAUCCCAGUAUGUUUGGUGUUGGAAACACAGCAGCACAACCCCGGGGCAUGCAGCAGCCUCCAGCACAACCUCUUAGUUCAUCUCAGCCUAAUCUCCGUGCUCAAGUGCCUCCUCCAUUACUCUCCCCUCAGGUUCCAGUUUCAUUGCUGAAGUAUGCACCAAACAACGGUGGCCUGAAUCCACUCUUUGGCCCUCAACAGGUAGCCAUGCUGAACCAGCUAUCCCAGCUAAACCAGCUUUCUCAGAUCUCCCAGUUACAGCGAUUGUUAGCGCAGCAGCAAAGGGCGCAGAGUCAGAGAAGCGUGCCUUCUGGGAACCGGCCGCAGCAAGACCAGCAGGGUCGACCUCUUAGCGUGCAGCAGCAAAUGAUGCAACAAUCUCGUCAACUUGAUCCAAACCUGUUGGUGAAGCAGCAGACUCCACCAUCUCAGCAGCAGCCACUCCAUCAGCCAGUCAUGAAGUCUUUCCUUGACAAUGUCAUGCCCCACACUACACCUGAGCUGCAAAAAGGGCCAUCACCAAUAAAUGCUUUCAGCAACUUCCCUAUAGGCUUGAACUCAAACUUGAAUGUAAAUAUGGAUAUGAACAGUAUUAAAGAGCCACAGUCAAGACUAAGGAAAUGGACGACAGUGGACAGCAUUUCUGUGAACACAUCUUUGGAUCAAAACUCCAGCAAACAUGGUGCUAUUUCAAGUGGUUUCAGGCUGGAAGAGUCUCCAUUUGUUCCCUAUGACUUUAUGAACAGCAGUACUUCACCAGCCAGUCCUCCAGGUUCAAUAGGAGAUGGCUGGCCACGUGCCAAAUCGCCUAACGGCUCUAGCAGUGUUAAUUGGCCACCAGAAUUUCGUCCUGGUGAGCCAUGGAAAGGUUAUCCAAACAUUGACCCUGAAACUGACCCUUACGUCACUCCUGGCAGUGUCAUAAACAAUCUUUCAAUUAAUACUGUGCGGGAAGUUGACCACCUCAGGGACAGGAACAGUGGGUCAUCCUCAUCCUUGAACACCACGCUGCCUUCAACUAGUGCCUGGUCAUCCAUUCGUGCCUCCAACUACAACGUUCCCCUCAGCAGUACAGCACAAAGCACUUCAGCCAGAAAUAGUGAUUCCAAAUUGACAUGGUCUCCUGGUUCAGUUACAAACACCUCUCUGGCUCAUGAGCUGUGGAAGGUCCCUUUGCCACCUAAAAACAUCACUGCUCCGUCCCGCCCACCUCCGGGACUGACUGGUCAGAAGCCACCCUUGUCUACGUGGGAUAAUUCUCCCCUUCGUAUAGGUGGAGGAUGGGGAAAUUCUGACGCCAGAUAUACCCCAGGUUCCAGCUGGGGUGAGAGCAGCUCAGGGAGAAUAACAAAUUGGCUUGUUCUAAAAAACCUUACACCUCAGAUCGAUGGCUCAACUCUGCGCACUCUGUGCAUGCAGCACGGCCCGCUGAUCACAUUCCACCUGAACCUCCCUCACGGAAAUGCUCUGGUCCGCUACAGUUCAAAAGAAGAGGUAGUGAAGGCACAAAAGUCUCUGCACAUGUGUGUACUGGGGAACACUACUAUUCUUGCUGAGUUUGCCAGUGAAGAGGAGAUCAGUCGUUUCUUUGCACAAAGCCAGUCUCUGACCCCUUCUCCCGGCUGGCAGUCUCUCGGGUCCAGCCAGAGCCGGCUGGGCUCCCUCGACUGUUCCCACUCAUUCUCCAGCCGGACCGAUCUCAAUCACUGGAAUGGUGCUGGGCUGUCGGGAACUAACUGUGGAGACCUUCACGGCACUUCACUCUGGGGGACCCCGCAUUAUUCCACAAGCCUGUGGGGUCCUCCAAGCAGCAGCGACCCCCGAGGAAUUAGCAGCCCAUCUCCCAUUAACGCUUUUCUUUCUGUUGACCACCUGGGUGGGGGUGGAGAGUCCAUGUAACAGUGUAGAUGCAGACUCACCGACCGGGACCUCAGACGCGAGGGAAAGGAGCACUAAGUGGGGCUCGCCGCCUGCAGCCAGGGGCCGCCUGUGGGAACAGCUAUUCUCUGCACAUUUUCCACUUUGUUUUCCCCAAAACAUAUCAGUUUGAAUACUUGAAUCAUGCAGGCCAAUAUUAUAAUGUGAAAAGGUAUCUACUCUAUUUACACUCCCAAAUAGCGCCAUACAUGCUAAACCGUAGAGAAUGAGCUCGCUUGUGUCUAUUCAUCAUGUUUAGCCUUUGGAUUCUUUUUUUUUUUUCCUUCUAUUCCUCCCCCUCCCCCCCCCCCACCCUUUUUUUUCUCUCUUGCAAAACCAUUUUUUGGGCUGAUAACGUAUGAGCUUUUCCCUUUGCACUGAAUGAUGUUCUCUCCGUCUCAUCGGCAGUAUGGGGGGCAGCUGUCCCAGUGUCAAUGUUUACUCAAGGGUGUUCUUAGGAGGCGUGCGCUCUCUACUAUGCCUUGAUGUUGCCUACCUUAUUGUGGUAUCGUGGAGUUUAAAAGAUCAAGUUAGGAUGCUGACUUAGGAUUAUUAAUGAAAGUGUUGCACCAGUUUUUUCAUGUUGUAAAACUAAAGAAUUUCGCUCUGCAGUUUGAAAAACUGUGGCCACAGCUGUGACUUGCAGCCCACCUGCCACCCAGGACGGGCCCUGCACUUUGAAUAGGCUUUCCAUUUUGUUUUGGAGGUUCUCACGUUGAACCUUCUUGUUUACAGAUUUUUUUGUUUGUUUUUUGAGAAAAAAAAAUGUUUACUCUUCCAUCAUUUAAAAAAAUGUAAAAGACAAAAAAAAAUGGAGGAUGAUUUAAAAGAUGCUUUCUAUCUCUGGGAAAAAGGAGCAGCAUUUGGCCAUGUUCUUUUGUUUUUCUAUUCCUGUCCCAAAUCAAAGAGCAUGGUUCUCAGGAAAACCAGUUCCCCAGUUUAAAAAAAAAAAAAAAAAAAAAAAAAAAAAAAUCCUUGUAGUUUCUUAUAGGAAAAAAAGAAAAACCCCAACUUUUAGCACUGAUACUACAUAUUGCUCUGUUAAAGAAUUUUCUCUGCCAAAAAAAAAAGAAAAAACAAAAAAACGCUUAAAGCUGGAGUUUGACAUUCUGCUUUCAGAUGCUGUCUUUUUAUUAGUGAGUGAUGAUGGUUUGCUAAUAAUCAAUAGGUAAUAAUUUUUUGUAAUCCCAUCAAGUGGCUCCAUAUGUUUCUGCUCUCUUGUGACUGUGUUAACGUUUAACUGUUGUACCUUAAAGCCGAAAUCAGUAACUAUGCAUACUGUAACCAAGGUAUUGGGCUUACAGAGUUGUUUGUUGUAUAAAGAAAAUUUUAAAUGUUGUUGCAAACUAACGAGUUACACCAUUUUAAACUUUCUUUCCUCCCCCCUUUUUUUGCCCACAAAUGGUAUUAUAAUGCUUGCUUAGUCAAAGAAGAGAGACUAAACAAGGGUAAAAAUUUUAACAGUACAGAAUUUGCCAUCAUAUCAUUGCCUUGAUUCUAACUGUUUGUGUCCUAAGAUGCAAAAGAAGUCAGUGGCUUUUAACUGUUUACAAAUAGAAUGUGAUUGUAAAAUGUACAGUUUGGUUGUGUUUGAAUUAUGAAAUUUCUUCAGAUAUAAUAAACCAUGACUUUUUGGCUGCUCAACAUUAAUUGUCUCCUUUUUGUGAAUUUAUUUGUAGGCUCUUUUUUAUAAUGAAAGUUUCAAAGUUGCUACGUAUGAGGGUUCUCAUAGAGCAACCGAUUAAAAAUUUAAGCAAAUAUUUGAACAUUUUAUCUGAACUCAUCACAAUUUCACCCUGAAAUAAUGUGAGAACAAUGGGAAACUGUAGCUUGCUCCUUCCCACCCUCUCUGAGCAUCUUUGGGAUCUUGUUGCUCAAAACUCUUCUGUGACUUCAUCUUCCCCACCAUUUGUGCCCAUCUCAAGCCUCAGCAAGAAACCAUGUGGAACAUGAAGCUUAAUGACUUGACAGUGUACUAGUGUUAAACUCUCAUACCUCUGUUACAAAGCGAGAAACGCCACACCCGGACUGGCCUUUUCUUCCCCCUUCACCGCCCUCGCUUCUCCCUGCAGGAGCUCGGGGCGAAACCUGUGUAUGGAUUUCAGUGUAUGACUUCAGAUCAUGCUCCAACUUGCCAGGUGUAAGCUAAUGUUGUCGGACACCUUACUAUAAGCAAAUGUUAUUCAGUGCGUUCAGUGUAUAUUGACUUCCAUACUGGUUUUUCCAAAAACCAAAGGUAGCUUUGAAAAACCAUGUCUGGAAAUGUUUGGAGCGUUAAGCUGAUUGACCUUCUGACCUUGGGGCUUUGAGUAGUAUAUAAUUCAUAACUGCGUUAAUUGUAUUGUUAAAGUGUUUGGGAGUUUUUUGCGCUUGUUAUGUGGAAAUAAAGUGUUUGAUUUAAAAUUUUU
Nomascus leucogenys (northern white-cheeked gibbon) is the source of this 8575-nucleotide messenger RNA. RefSeq names its product trinucleotide repeat containing adaptor 6A (gene TNRC6A). Gene Ontology annotation, cellular component: nucleoplasm; P-body. Gene Ontology annotation, biological process: positive regulation of nuclear-transcribed mRNA poly(A) tail shortening; miRNA-mediated post-transcriptional gene silencing. Gene Ontology annotation, molecular function: nucleic acid binding. Bases 237 to 6149 code for a protein of 1970 amino acids. The transcript has 25 exons. Lineage: Eukaryota; Metazoa; Chordata; Mammalia; Primates; Hylobatidae. The record is from RefSeq and is a predicted model, not a curated record.